GUCGUCGCCGUCACGAAAACACAUCGCUGUACGUUACUGUAACCCAUAAGUCGUGAGUCACUAUUACAAAUUAUAAUACUUAAAGUUUUCGUCUUUAACCGCUUUUGCACCAUUUCUGGGGGUUUUUUUUAUUUCCUUUACAAAUAUCGUUUAAAAUCGAUCGCCCUGCGACUUGUUCAUCGGUCGUAUACCUAAUAAUAGUAUAUAUCACAUGCGUUUACAAGUUAUACAAACACGUACGUGAGAAGCCGCGUGUUAGACACAGUCACUCAAGGAUUACAGCUCAAAUCGUUUUGUUUACUCCCAUCCCGAUCGCCCGCGGUUCAUCUACGGUGUACAUUAAGUGUAUAUUAUAAUGUAUAUAUUGUUGUGUUUUUAAUCCGUUCGGGAUUUAAUCCGAUUCGGGAGUCCGACGUGUCAGCGACUUCGACGUAGGUAGACGUACCUGACCCGUAAGAUAUUAAUAACUAUAAUCUUGAGCUUUUAUACAACGCGACCAUAGCUCCACCCGAUCAGGUCUUACUGUCAUCCAAUGUGAUUUCAAAUAGAGCUAUGAGGAUCAUCGGUGUUUUGUUUACCGUUAUCCUUUUUUUCGUACCAUCACGAUGUUUGACGUACGUAGAUGGAGAUGAAUCAUCCGAUAAUUGGAACAAGGAAUCCGAUAUUUUACCAAGUAGAGCGGCUAUUGAACGAGUACCUCAUCAGUUCGAAAGGUACAAAAUCCAUGUCCCUGUUCGCGAUGCUGUUGAAAAACUGCCAUCAAAAAAAGAUCCAUCACCCUCAAAAUAUAGACUAGCGUCUGGAAGUGCUAACGUUUUUUGUCAUCUGGACUCUACACAAUACCAUAAAAACCAAAUUCCUCAAAAGUUGGAACAAAUCGUAUUAUCUUCAUGUACUCAUAUUUUGUUCAGUUCUGUAGACACAAAUUUUGACACUAUUGCAAACAAUUGGUAUUCUAGUCAAUCAAAUGGCACUUUUGCUUCAAUUGCACGUUUAAAAAAGAAAAACCCUUCGACAAAAAUAUUGUUAUUAAUUAACGAAAUUUUACCAGAAAGUGUGUCGUUUUCGAAGAGAGAUUUUAUUAUUUCGGUUUCGGAAGUUUUGAAAACUAGUGGAUUCGAUGGGCUAGUGUUAUCUGAUGUUGCACCCUCAAAUUAUAACGAGUUUGGUGAAGACGAAAAUAUUAAAGAAGAAUUUCCGUUAUUGAUUGAAGAAUUAGCGAGUGUGCUAAAACAAAGAGGAUGGUCAUUAUCACUAAUUGUACCUCCAAUGGAUCAGACGUCACAAAAUUAUGACACCAAAAGAAUCAUUUUAAAUUUAGAUUUCAUUAUUCUCAAAAGUUUUGAUUUCCGGCAAGACAAUGAGAAAAUUAUUGGUCAUCACGCUCCUCUAUAUAGCGCGGUAGAUAGGGAUCCAUCGUCAAAGUAUCGUAAUGUGGAUUAUAUGGUGAAACAUUGGAUACACAACGGUGCUGAUCCGAAUCAGAUAAUAGUUGGAGUAGCAUUAUUCGGAAGAAGUUUCAGAUUGACUGACCCUAAAAAUUUCCAACCAGGUUCUCGAACAAACGGUGAUGGAUAUGCUGGUAGAUGGACAAAAACGUCUGGGUUCCUAUCGUAUUACGAAGUAUGUGAUCGUGCAAAAAAAGACGAUUGGAAACAGUAUUCGGACAAAUCCGGUUCCCCGUUUGUUGUUAGAAAAGAUCAAUGGAUUAGUUAUGAGAACCAUCACAGUUUAACAAAAAAACUUGAAUACAUGGAAAAAUUGUCAUUAGGAGGAGUUAUGUUGUGGUCAUUAGAUUCAGACGAUUUCAAUGGACUUUGUGGCACUCCCUGGCCACUUGUAACCACAGUUAAAACAUAUAUUAGUAAUGUUAAUAAAAAAAAUUCUAUGGCGAAUGAUCUACGAGAAACACCAUUACAAUAUGAUCUAAACAAAAAAGUGGUAUGUUACUUUGCCAGCUGGUCAUGGUAUCGUUAUGGAGAAGGCAAAUUUGCUCCGGAAUAUAUCGACAAAAAUCUAUGUACACAUGUAGUUUAUGCAUUUGCUUCUUUAGAUCCUAAUGAUUUAACAAUAACAUCGGGAAAUGAAUGGGAAGAUUUUGAGAAUAAAUUUUAUGAAAGAUUGGUGUCCAAUUCGAAAUCUGAAGAUAUUAAAGUUAUGAUCUCAAUGGGUGGAUGGACUGACUCAGCUGGUGACAAGUAUUCAAAAUUAAUCAGCAGUGGAACUACUAGGAGAAAUUUUGUAAAUUCUGCUGUUGCGUUUUUGAGAAAAUAUAAUUUUAACGGUCUUCAUCUGGACUGGAAUUAUCCAGUGUGUUGGCAAGCUGAUUGUACUCAAGGCCCAACUUCCGACAAAACAAAUUUUGUUAAACUUAUACAAGAACUUAAAUCGGAGUUUAAUAAACAAGACCCACCGUUUGAAUUAUCAGCUGCGAUCUCCGGUUAUGAAGAAAUUAUUAAAGAAGCUUACGACUUUCCAAGUUUAAGUGAAUAUUUAGAUUUUAUGUCGAUAAUGACUUAUGAUUAUCAUGGAUCUUGGGAAAACUUUACUGGACACGUGAGUCCGGCUUACUACAAAAAUGGUGACGAAUUUCCUACUUAUAAUAUGGAUUCCACUAUUAAAUUAGUACGGAAAUUGGGCGCAGAUCCGUCAAAAAUUGUAGUAGGUCUUCCAUUUUACGGUCAGACAUACACAUUGUCAUCGAAUUCAGAACACGGAAUUGGUGACCCUGCUAAAGGUUCGGGAUAUCCCGGUGAAUAUACGCAGCAACCGGGAAUGUUGGCCUACUACGAAAUUUGUAACAGAGUUUCUAAUGAAAAAUGGCAAGUAUCGAGAGAUAAAAAUAAUGGAUUUGAUCCAUAUGCGUAUGAAGGGAAUCAAUGGGUUAGCUACGACGACGAAAUAUCAAUUAAAUUAAAGUCUGAGUAUAUAGUGAAGCAAGAACUUGGUGGGGCCAUGGUUUGGACAAUUGAUUUAGAUGACUUUAACAAUAUAUGCUGUAGAGGCUCUUAUCCGCUACUGACAAAAGUUAACGAAGUAUUUAAAAGGAUUCCAAUUAAAUCGUCAAAUUUAAUAUGUAAUAAACCAGAUUAUCCAACUACACCAAGUUAUCAAAUUCCUACGACAACUGAAGAAGGACAAGGCUCUUGGGAAGAACAACCGUCAUCAACAGUAUCAACAACACAACCUACAAGACCGACGACAAUGUCGACAACACAACCACCUACUAGACCAACAACACAAUUUAUAACUAAACCACAAACCCGACCUUCGACAACAACAACUACCACGAGUACAACAACGACUACAACCCCUCCAACAACUUCAACUACAACCACAACUGAACCAACUAUUGAUGAAGUAAUUGAAAAUGAACAACAGACAACUCACAAGCCAUCUGUAAACCGUCCUUGGUGGUCUGAGUACCAUACCCAAAGACCAGAACAACAAGAAUCGUGUAAACCAGGAACGUAUCAAUCUUCUAAAGACAGUUGUCAGAACUAUUAUCAAUGUAAAAACGGACGAUAUAGGAAAUAUGCAUGUAAAGAUGGAUUGCUGUGGAAUAGAAAUGCCAACAAAUGCGAUUCUUUAAGAAAUGUUGACUGCAAUGAACCUACUAAUUCUCAAAUUUCCGAAGUAACUACAACCACGACAAAAAAACCUGUUACUACAUCAAGACCUACAACAGUUAGACCAACCCCUACGUGGCGACCAACGACAACAACAGCCAGGCCGGUCACUACAUGGCGACCAACGACAACAACAGCUAGACCGUUCACUACAUGGAGACCAACAACAACUACGCAAAAAUAUAGAAAAUGCGUUGAAGGUGAAUAUGUCGCUGCUAUUGGUGACUGUACUUCAUACUUUGUGUGUACGUACGGUUAUUUCGUGAGACAGUUUUGUUCAGCUGGUUUGGCUUGGAACGAUCAAAAGAAAAUGUGUGACUGGAAAUAUAAUGUGUAUUGCAACUACCAACGUUCAAAUAGUAUAUUUAUGUACACUAGUAUGUUAGUCAAAUCUUCGGUGGAAUGCCAAGAGGGUGAAUUUGCGUCUCAUUCGGGAGAUUGCAACAAAUAUUUACAGUGUUUAUGGGGAAAGUUUAAAGUUAACUCAUGUCCUGCUGGUCUCUAUUGGAAUAAUAGGCUCAAGCUUUGUGACUGGCCAGUAAAUUCUGGCUGUAUGCCGUCUCAAGAAAUUAACACUUACCCCACCAGUGAGCCAGAAAUUCCAUUAUCACCUAGUCAACCGUCAAGUACUGAACCAACCACGAAGCCGACUACUUCAAGACCAAUAAUAACAAAGCCAACUACUUCCAAACCAAUGCCAACAAAGCCAACGACUUCGAAACCAACAACUUCUACUUCUACGACAACUGCUACUUCGGAAUUAACUACAGAAGAAAAUUAUACUCCAUGGAAGCCAACAACUGGAAUACCUACUACGGAAGAUCCGUGGGCAUGGAAACCUACCACUACGACUGCUGCAACUCUUCCCACAACCCAAUCAAACUACCAUUUGACUGGACAGUAUAAAGUUGUAUGUUAUUUCACCAAUUGGGCGUGGUACAGACCUUCACCUGGUAAAUUUUUCCCAGAAGAUACAGAUCCAAAUCUCUGCACUCAUAUAGUAUAUGGUUUUGCAACUCUUGAUUACACAGAUCUAGUUAUUAGAGUAUUUGAUUCAUGGGCAGAUAUUGAUAAUGGUUUCUAUGAACGAGUAGUAGCACUCAAGAGACGUGGUGUUAAGGUAUCUAUUGGGUUAGGUGGAUGGAAUGAUUCAGCAGGUGAUAAAUACAGUCGUUUGGUCAAUAAUCGUGCCAGUCGCAAAAAGUUUAUUAACAAUGUACUCGAUUUUAUGUAUAAAUAUGGUUUUGAAGGUCUUGAUGUCGAUUGGGAAUACCCCAAAUGUUGGCAGACUAAUUGUGACCAAGGCCCAGAAUCUGACAAAAAUGCAUUCUCCAAUUUUUUGAUUGAGCUUAAACAAGCUUUUAAACCACAUGGAUACUUAUUAUCUGCUGCUGUUUCUCCUAGUAAAGUAGUCAUAGACUCGGGUUACGAUGUGCCUAUAUUAAACCAAUACUUAGAUUGGAUUGGUGUAAUGGCUUAUGAUUAUCAUGGUCAAUGGGAUAAGAAAACUGGUCAUGUUGCUCCAAUUUAUCACCAUCCGGAAGACGACAUUUCGUAUUUCAACUUGAAUUAUACUGUUCAUUAUUGGAUCGAUAAGGGCGCAAGUAGUAGGAAAAUUGUUCUUGGGUUCCCAUUAUACGGUCAGUCGUUCACGUUAUCUAAUCCUAAAGUACAUGGAUUAAACGCCCCUUCUUCUGGGGCAGGAGAAGCUGGCCCAUUUACCCGAUCUGCUGGAUUUAUUGCUUACUACGAGAUUUGUCGUAAACUAGCCUCUGAGCAAUGGACCGUUGUUCAAGACCCACAAAAUAGAAUGGGUCCAUAUGCGUAUAAGGGCAACCAAUGGGUAGGAUUCGACGAUGUCAAAACAGUAGCGCAAAAGGCAGAGUACGUGAAAUCUAUGAAUUUGGGAGGCGCGAUGAUUUGGGCUUUAGAUUUGGACGAUUAUCGAAACUUAUGUGGCCAAGGACAUUACCCACUACUCAGCACUAUCAUGAGAACACUAGGUCAAAAACAUGGUCAUCCAAAUACAACUCCGAUGAUACCCGUAACAAAUAAACCGACGACAUCAACGACUACGUUGUCAUCACCGCACUACAACACUUCAACAACCGAAGUGUCUACAACCACACUGUUACCGACAAGACCAACAAAACCUACGUACACGAGACCGCCAACGACGACAACAACGACUACGACUACUACCACGACGACCACAACACUAAAACCAACAACGACUGUUAAACCAUCAUCCACAGAAUACUUUAAAGUGGUUUGUUAUUUCACCAAUUGGGCAUGGUACAGACAUAGUGGCGGGAAAUAUUUACCAAGCGACAUCGACCCGUCGCUUUGCACACACAUUAUUUACGGGUUCGCGGUACUGGACAACGAUGAGCUGGUCAUCAGGGCACACGACACUUGGGCAGAUUUCGAUAACUUUUUCUAUCGCAAAGUGGCAGCGCUCAAGAAAUUCGGCGUCAAGGUGUUGUUAGCGAUCGGAGGUUGGAACGAUUCGGCUGGUAGCAAAUACAGCGAGCUGGUCAACAACCCGUCCGCGAGAACCAAGUUUGUGGAACACGUAGUCGGCUAUUUGAAGCAAAACGAUUUCGACGGACUAGAUUUCGACUGGGAGUAUCCAAAGUGCUGGCAGGUCGACUGCAAGCGGGGCCCGAAAAGCGACAAAGAAGGGUUCUCGAGACUAUUGUUGGAACUGCGAAGAGCGUUCGACAAAGAAGGUUUCCUAUUGUCGGCGGCUGUGUCUCCCAACAAAGUUGUAAUAGACGCGGGUUAUGAUGUGCCACUACUCUCCGAGACGUUGGACUGGAUAUCCGUGAUGGCGUAUGACUACCACGGACAAUGGGAUAAAAGGACCGGACACGUAGCGCCCAUGUACUCUCAUCCCGACGAUUUUGACAUGACUUACAACGCUAAUUUCACGUUGUACUAUUGGGUGAACCAAGGCGCGGAUCCGCGCAAACUCAUAAUGGGUAUGCCCAUGUACGGUCAGUCGUUCUCGUUAGGUUCCAGUAAGAACAACGGUUUGAACGCUCCGACCUACGGCGGUGGUGAAGCAGGCGACGCGACCCGGUCCCGAGGAUUUUUGUCUUACUACGAAAUUUGCCACAAAGUGUUGAAGCGCGAUUGGCAAUUGGUCCAAGACCCGCUGGGCAGGAUGGGCCCGUAUGCCUACAGUGGCAAUCAAUGGGUGUCGUUCGACGACCAGGACAUGAUCAGAUUCAAGUCCGAAUUCGUCGUGCGUAAUGAUCUCGGCGGCGCGAUGAUAUGGGCAUUGGACUUGGACGAUUUCAAAAACGUGUGUGGUUGCGAGACGUAUCCACUACUGAAGACUAUCAACAGAGUGCUAGGAAGGUUACCGGGGCCGGGGCCAGACUGCUACUUGGACCAAGAGCGAAACGACUUGGACGGGGUGGUCAUCAACAACAGUGACAUCGGAUACGAAGAAGAACUGGGCAGAGGGCAGUGCACCGAACCGCUGUUGAGAGGGCACGGGACUGACUGUAACAAAUAUGUGAUUUGCGAGUUUGGAACGUUGCUCGAACAGUCUUGUCCGUCAAAUCUGUACUUCAACAAGAUGAACAUGUUGUGCGAUUGGCCCGAGAACGUCAACUGCACCGAAAAGAAACGCGUGUCGUCCUCGCAUAGACAAAUGCAACUGUUACAUUAACGAAUCCCGAACCCCGUGGGAAUGUGCCGCAUCGAUUAAUUUAAGUUUACGGUUUAAGAUACGACGAUUAUCAUAUUAUACCUAAGUUUUAUUGCAGUAAACAAUUGAACUCUACAUACUGUCCCUCAGUGUGUUCCCUUGGUCCGUUUCGCUAUACCAAAUAAUAUGUAUCGCGACACGGAUUGAUGAGACAUGUCGCGUAUUCGUUUUUGAUUUUAAUUUUAAACCAAAAUAUUAUUGUAAAUAAUUAUGUUAUAUGAAUAUUAUAUUUUUAUUAUUGUUCAACAAAAUACUCCACGGCUAAUGAUAAUCAAAAUUAUAAAACAUAGGUAGGUAUAUAAUAUUAUAAAAAAAAAACCCUUCAUAAAUUUACGCAACAUUAUUUAAAACUCGUAUUAUUAUUAUUAGUAUUAUAUUUCCGAUUCGUUCGAACUCUCACUGAUUCGUAACGUUAUAAUAUCACUUCUGCCUUCUGUGCUCUGACGUAUUGUUAUAAUAAAAUUGAUAAUAAUUUUAUUCCUCUAUAAAGUGAUAUUAAUUAUUGUAUGUAAUAUAGUACUACUAUUGUGA
Molecule: messenger RNA, 7881 nt
Organism: Rhopalosiphum padi (bird cherry-oat aphid)
Lineage: Eukaryota; Metazoa; Arthropoda; Insecta; Hemiptera; Aphididae
Product: probable chitinase 10
Exons: 37
Coding region: 553-7311 (2252 amino acids)
Biological process (GO): chitin catabolic process; carbohydrate metabolic process
Cellular component (GO): extracellular region
Molecular function (GO): chitin binding; chitinase activity
Source: RefSeq, a predicted model, not a curated record